Rotaria socialis is the source of this 681-nucleotide messenger RNA. Lineage: Eukaryota; Metazoa; Rotifera; Eurotatoria; Philodinida; Philodinidae. The record is from the annotation of a GenBank genome assembly.
AUGAACCAAGUCUGUCGUUUUCGUCCUUUGAUUUCAUUCCUAUCUCGUACAUCAGUUCGUCCUAUUCAUCUAUCUUCAAAACGAUCAAUUGACUGGGGUGAUAUUGAUGAAUACACUAAUAAAGUGAACACAUCAGUCUUUUUAACAACAGAUGUUUAUGAAAAAGAUGAUGAAUGGGUUCAAUAUGAAUCUCGUCGAAAUGAACGCCAACGCAAACGACGUGAGCAAUAUCUUGUAGGACCACCGAAACGAAAAUCUGUAGUAUCAUCUGAUGGAGAUUCCAAAACUUGUCCAUCAUCGGCAACUUUUACAAGAAUUGAAUCUGACGUGAAAUAUGAUCCGAAUGAUGAUCGACCUAAACCAAUGAAUGAUCCUUAUUUACCAUCACCACAUAAAUGUAUCGUUUGCGUGCAUAAUCUUAAAAUUGAUUUUCGUAAUACGAAAUUAUUGAGUCAAUUUGUUUCGCCACAAACGGGUUUUGUUUUUGAUCAACGUACAACUGGUUUAUGUUAUUUUAAACAAGUCGAACUUGAAAAAGCCGUUUUGAAAGCACGCCGUUUCAAUUUAAUGCCAUAUAAAUGGAAAGAAACAGUUUAUCUCGAUGAUCCACGAUUGUUUAAUCCAUAUGAUAAUACAAUGAAAAAAAUUGUUAGCUCAGAAAAAGAAAAAUUCGGACAUUAG